UGCGUCGUCGGUAACACACGUGUGUUUGCCUACCUCGGUGAUUGUGCACAUCCCAUAGUUACGUUCCAGUUUAAUAUAUUACAUAUUAUCCAAGUAAAAUAGAAACAAUUAAUUUUAUAACGUGAGCGUUUUAAUGCAACAUAAAUUAAAUCCGAUCAAUCGCUACGGGUAUCAUGAUUCGCGAGUGCUUUUAACUUAACCUCGAAAUAUUUAAAACUCGGAGGCGUAAGAGGCGAAAACAUUCGUAUAUUUGUUUCGUAAAUAUGUAAUUUACUUAACACCGACUAAUAAUAAUAAUAAUAGUAAUAGUUAUAACGACGACAACGAGAUGUAUCCCGCGAAUCACAAAACGGUAUUCGUGCUGGAUCAUACGCCUUAUUUUGGAAUUUCCACCGAGUGUCCGUUGGAGUUCGACUUUUUGAAAGGCAGAGGCCAGAAUCUGAUACCGUUAGCGCCAAUUUGCAAAUCACUAUGGACCACCAGUGUCGAGGCUUCCUUGGAGUAUUGCCGUAUCGUAUGGGAUCUCUUUCCCAAUGGCAAAUUGAUCAGGUUUGUGGUAACAGACCGUGCUGCUUAUGUGUUGAACUCGUGGAGCCCAUCGCAACAAAAUUUGAAUCAUAUAAUGAAUGGUACUGCAAUCCUGGGAGUACCGACGAAAGUUCCGGAGCCCGGAGAGGACUAUUCGGUGGUACAUGGCCUACGAGUGGCGAUCGGGACUCUGACUGAGUGUUCCGAAAUACAACACGAGAAAAGGACCUCUUUAAAUGAGAACGCGAAUAAUCUAGUAAACAGGGGCCGAGUGAUAUGCAUCACAAGUGCACGCGACGACAGCAAUAUGAAAAGCUUGGAAAACAUAUUCCUGAAUGAAUUGGCACAGGAGAACAAGACUGCGUUAGCUUCGGAUCGUUUAGUACCCAUCGAUUAUUGUCACUUGGUUAUACUAAAUAUAUUUCCCAGCAACAUCGAGCCACAAGUCACUAGCCAAGGUCCUCGAGAGGUCUCACCAUUACUGACAGUGGAAGUGCAUUCGAUCAAAGCUUCGGCGCUUUAUUCCAAAUUGUCGCAUCUCAUCCUGUCCCAUUAUGACCUGGCCAGUACCACAGUAACUGGCAUACCUAUGAAGGAAGAGCAGAAUGCCAGUUCAUCCGCGAACUACGAUGUCGAGAUAUUCCAUUCUUCUGCCGCGCACGCUGUUAUAUUAAGAGGAAAUCCGCAAGAUUCGGCGUUGGUGAAGACUUUCAGACGUUUCGAGGAAGGCUCGGAGUACGAGACCGUGACACUCAAGUGGUGCACGCCGCGCGGCUGCAGCGCAUCGGAAAUGCAAAAUUGCACGGCGAUGCACCGGAUCACACCGGUCGACGUCAACAGCAGACCGUCCUCGUGUCUGAUCAAUUUCCUACUAAACGGCCGGUCGGUGAUGCUGGAAAUGGCCAGGAAGACCGGCGGGAAGACCAUCUCUCACUUGCUGGCAGCACACGGUGGCGAAAUCUUUAUUCAUACUUUGUCCACCGCUAGGAGUGUGCUCGAAGAUCCACCUUCGAUAAGUGAAGGCUGCGGCGGCCGUGUGACCGAUUACCGAAUAACCGACUUUGGGAAUCUUAUGCGAAGUAACAUGUUAGUGCCGCUGAAGCGAGCUUCCAACGACAGUACCGAUGGCCCGGUGGAGAAGAUGAGAUCCAGACUGGAACGUCACACGAAGUACUGGCCCAUCGCUAUCUCCGGUACUCUCAUGUUUAACGUAAAGCAGGUGAUCGAUCCGCUGCCGGAGCUCAUGGUGAAGGAAAAGCUCACCGCGGAGGAGGUGCUGCAGUGCAAGCAAGUGCUGUUCAGUUUGCUCCAACUGGAAGCGAAACACGAGCCGUUACCAUUGCCGAGCAUCGGCGGAGGCCGCGGUGGCAAAGGCGUGAGGAAAGAAGAGCAUUACCGCGUGCUGUGGGAAGAGCUGGAGACUUUUCUGAGGCACCACGCCAACAACUCGGCCGCGCACAUCGAAGUACUCGACUGUCUGCUGGACAUUAGAAGCAAAGAUGACAAGAACAAAGUGGAGUUGGAUCAAGCCCUGCGGGAACUCGACGGUUUUGGAAAGGAAGACGGAACCACGGGACGGGUGAACGUGAUCAGAGCGACGACGGACUCGCCGAUGUCCCCGCCGACGAGCGCGUCGAUGCCGCUGAAGCAGUCGCACAAAGGUAAGAGCCUGCUGGACAUCCUGCUGGAGCGUAGCAUACCGAAAAACCCGAGAAUGGAGUUCUACGGCAGACUCAACAGCGACGGUCCGAAAGCGAAGCUGUAUCGCAAUCUGAAGGAGACCGGAAGGGAACCCAGGGAGCCGAUUAUCGAGGGUUGAUUCUCCCCCGACCGGGAAAUAACCCUAAUGGCCUCCGGCCCAUAAAUGCCGGACACAGGAUGACGAUAUGUGACGUACCGCAUUGUAAAUACAACCGGUUUUCUACCUCGACGGUACUCGAGGAUUUGUCGAACCGGAACUGUUAAUUAAAUUCAUUGUAUAUAAAACACACUCGCCCAAUUAGUGUUUACAUCGAACGACGAACAUCCCGCGACGCGGCCAACACAUACGAUCGGUUACAAAAAGACUGCAACACUUUUUUUUGGUAAAUUUUCGAACGCAUCCCGUGUCCAACAGAAUUUAUUUUUAAAUGAUUCUCAGGAAAUACGUUUUCCUAUUUGACACAAGAUGCGUUGCAAAACUUGUCGGGGAAAAAGUGCCGCAACUUUUUUGUGACUGACCAUACGUUCCCACUUUUCUCACUCGAUUAGCGUAACAUACUUUUAUCUUCAACAGUUGACUCGUUCGGUUGAUUAUCUCCCACUUUUUAUGACAGAAUUAUAGAUACAAGAAUGUAUGAUAAUGUUUCCCCGAAUUGGACGCAAGUUUCGCGAUGAGGGAUACAAAUGUGCCGUAAAUUUGCGAGAUCACGCAAUCUUUCGGAUUCGAUAGGAAAGAGAAAUUUCGGGACUCAACUGGGACGUGAAUUGGAUUUGGUUACGGUCCGAAGAUGCGAGAUCCGGGGGUACGAUUGUCCGAUUGAUCAGCGCCGGUGGGCCGUCUCGGCUUCGUGUGAAGACGCACCUGCGCGAGAAUAUAGACGGGAUGAAGGCAUAAUGAAAGUAGUGUACCGUUCUUACCAUCUCCUCGCCUCGCCUCGCCCGCCUUUCCUCGCCACUCCGCUGUUUUACGGCCGACACGUCUGCCGAGUGUCUGGUACGUCGGCCACUAUAUGAAACCCAUAGUUCACUUUGGCGCCUUGCCCUCCCUUCCCGUGCUAAUCGAUGGAUGGAUGGAAGGACGCUCAAACCGAGUGGAGGGAGGAGGAGAGGAGACCGUAUUACGUGUAAGUCAGUGUGACGCGUGCAUGAUCUCAACUUCAAGCAGAGAGAGGGUUCUGGGAUGAUUUUCACUGAACUCUGAUUGGGCUGAUCGAUGAAUGAUAAUACAAAUUGUCAACGCCAGUUUGCAGUCCCGCAACUUAUUUAACGAUCAAUCAAAAAGCUACUAGCGAUUUGUUUGUGCCAGCGAGACAGAGCAGGUAAACACUUGAGACUGACAGCGAUUUUGGAUCGUCGAUUUAAUCAUUUCAAAUCGUCGAGCUUAAUCGGAAUUCGGAGCGAAAGUCACCUUUAGGGAGAAAGAAACGAUCACGAAGCCUGUGAUGUGAACCCAGGGGUGAGAAAGUUCACAAAAGUUCACGAAAGUCGCGCGUAAAAGGGCGACGUUAAAAUUGAAAUCAACACUCAAGCAUUCCGGAUCGAAAGUUCCAAAGGAUUCUUCGUAUGAGAGAUGAAGAGUCAUUGUCGCCGUUCGCUCGACACUGGCGAAGUCAACGACUCUACUCGCUCGAGUACUUGCUCGAGGAUUGCUCGGGAUGCCUCAAAGCUCCCGAAUCCGCCCGCGAUCUGCUGCUCCGGCAAGAGGUCGACGAGAGAGAAAAAGAGGCGAGAGCCUCGAGAGAGAAUCAGCCGUCGAUGAAAUCGGUCUAUUUCGAGAGCGGAGUCAUUACUUAUGCCGCAUCUACUUACGCUCGUAUAAUGCAAGCAGCUAAAAGAGAAACGGACGGAGAGGUGACGAGGAAGCGCGAGAGGGUUACAAGAGAUGGAGGAGGAAGCGGAGGAGGAGGAAGAGGAGGAGAAAGAGGAGGAGGGUUGCGGAAGGGGAUCAGUGAGUACAAGUGCAUGACGUAACGGUUCAUUCAUCCCGAGACAGGCGAUAGAGGAUAUCUCGGUCAAUGGUAUACUUAUGCAUGUAAACGCCGCGCAUACGUACGCGCCAGCCCGCGCACGCGUGUGUGCGUGCGGAUACGCGUCAGUCUGUAUCUGUGUACGUGUGGCGUGCAUGUCUGCUGUCGCGCCGCUUUCCUCUUAUUUUCUUUUUUCG
Molecule: messenger RNA, 4393 nt
Organism: Dinoponera quadriceps
Lineage: Eukaryota; Metazoa; Arthropoda; Insecta; Hymenoptera; Formicidae
Gene: asun
Product: protein asunder homolog
Exons: 9
Coding region: 329-2347 (672 amino acids)
Biological process (GO): regulation of mitotic cell cycle; centrosome localization
Cellular component (GO): integrator complex
Source: RefSeq, a predicted model, not a curated record